AUGCGCGCGCGGGGCAGAGGCGGAGGAGGCGCGGCGGGCCAAUCGGCGCGCUGCUUCUUGAAUGGUGAGGGUGGCGCGCGCCCGGAAGCGGCUGCUCGGUGGAAGUUGAAGGUGCCGCUCGAGCCGCUGAGGCAGGCACCGGAAAGGAUGACCUUUGACUGACCAUCUCUGCAACGGAAGCUGAGCUUUCCCCCCCCACCAUCUGUAACCCAUGUGCAUUCUUUUCUUUAAGUUUGACCCACGUCCUGUGUCCAAAAAUGCCUACAGGCUGAUCCUAGCAGCUAACAGAGAUGAAUAUUACAACAGGCCGUCGAAAUCUGCCGAUUUUUGGGACAGUAGCAGCGAGAUUCUCAGUGGCUUGGAUAUGGAAGAAGGGAAAGAAGGCGGGUCCUGGCUCGGAAUCAGCAAGAAAGGCAAGAUGGCCGCCUUGACCAAUUACAUGCAGCCUCAGAUCAACAAGCAAGCAAAAGGAAGAGGCACCCUGGUGACCAAUUUCUUGAUGUCAGAAAUGGACUGUUACUCUUACUUGAAGAAAGUGGCCUCAGAGGGACAUCUUUACAAUGGCUUUAAUUUGAUAGCAGCCGACUUAAGCACCAAUAACGGAGAUGUAAUUUACUAUUACGGAAACAAAGGAGACCCAGAACCUCUCUUCCUAAAUCCCGGGAUAUACGGCUUGAGCAAUUCUUUGCUGGAUACGCCCUGGAAGAAACUUCAGUACGGAAAACAGCUUUUUUCAGAUGUCAUCAAGCAGAGCCAGAACCUCAAGAAAGAAGACCUGGUCCAGGAACUGAUUAAACUGAUGAAUAACCAGGACCCUCAGCUUCCGGAUCCUGCAAUGGAGGACCAGGGAAAGGAUUUCGUCCUUCCAUUCCUAAACAAGUACGCAGCUCUGUGCGUCCGAUGUCCAGAUUAUGGAACCAGAGCGAACACGGUCAUUCUCGUCGACGUCGAAGGACAGGUCACCUUUACUGAAAGGACCAUGCUGAAUGCAGAUAUCACCCAGUGGAAAACCAGCACUUACCAGUUUCAGCUGCAGAUAUAAUCCCCCUUUCCUACGGAAAUGAGAACAAAUUGCCCAUCUGUCAGGCAAGAACCCAUGUCAGCCAUUCAAGAUCCUUCUUUUAACUUUGCCUAUAGAUCACUGCAGCCUUCGUGGAAGAAAAGAAAAGAAAAGAAAAAAAAAAACACCAAACCAAACUAUUUUUUUCGUGUGUCUGUGUGUGUGCAGAAAAUCCAGAAGAGAAGCAUUCGAUAGAAAAAGCAGACUCUUAUCUUAAAAACAAGCUCUUUUUUUUUUUUUUUUUUUGCACAAAAGGAUCGGUGCUGGGUUUUUUUUGGGGGGGGGAAGGGGAGAGAAAUCACUUAUCUCCUUGAACGGAAUCUCCCCCCCCCCCGUCCCACGAUACACACACAAUUAUUUAACCCGCUUAAAAUGAAUCAUGUAUGAUAACACUUCUAAUUUUUCUGCCUUUCCUUUUGACUGCAGAGAGCUGGAAGGCGAAGCGAUGAAAUGACAAGGGGGUGGGUGGGUGGGGAGUCACAAUUCAGUAUCAGCGAUGCUGUGCUAUCUUUUAAUAUAGCAUUAGCUAUUUGGAAGCAUGUUGUGAUUGUAUAGACCAGUGGUAGUCAACCUGGUCCCUACCACCCUAGUGGGCGUUCCAGCUUUCAUGGUGGACGUUAGGGGUUUUGUCUGAUACUGAAGCACUUUCCUUUUUUUUUUAAUUUAAUUGACUUUUUUUUAAAAAUGUCAUAGCAUUAUUUAAAAAUAUUUUCAUUAGGUUUUCAUAAAAUUCCCCGUGACAAUUUAAAUUUCUGAAAAUAUACUAUUGGUAUCGCCCGUGCAUAAGCUUAGUUCACGUUACGUAAGUGAAACUAAAUGGCGCUAUAGUGCGACCAUGAACAAAAGAGCCUCGUCCCAGAAUAGUUCGCGCAUCUCCCCCCUACACCACCCAGCUGUAACAGACAAGCAGAGCGGGUAGCCGGCGCCCCCCCCAACCCAAUCCACGAUGCGCGAGAGACAUGUGCAGACGACGAUACACGACGCAUUACUGUGGAACCGGUGGGUGGUUAGAAAAUUUUACUACUAACAGAGAUACAAAAGUGGGCGGUAGAUAUAAAAAGGUUGACUACCCCUGGUAUAGAAUGUGGGGUGAUGGUGGUGGUUGUUGUUUUUACAGAGGUGCCUGUAAGAUUAAGGAGAAUUAUUGCAGUUAUUGGACCCAUGGAAAAUCCUGAAAAUCAGAUCAUUGUUUCUUCCUUCUUUUCCUGGCCAUAUCACAAAACCUGGUUUUGAAGCCAGGUUUUGUGACAUGGGCCUUGUUUUGUGACCUGGCCUCAAUGUAUUGAUCAAGAAUCUCGUUUAUUCCAAAUUUCCUUGGGCUUUCUUUUUAAAAAAUUAAAGACCGAGUGAUGUUCUUUCUAGAAUCUGAAGCAGGAAAAAAAAGGGGGGGGGAGACAUAUAAAAGGGGUUCGGCUGGAGAACUCUGGUUUAGCUAAACGCUUCCCUUUGCUGUUUUCUGGAGUGUGGAGUAUGUGUGCGUUUGGGUGUCACAACAUUUGUGGAACUGACGGCGGUGUCAUUCUUGCGCCCUCGUGGGAGGCUGAUUAGUCAUGCUUGUCUAAGACUAAAUUCUUCUUCGCGUGGUAUUAUGUUCCCAUAAUGUCUCUUUUUUUACGUCUACCAAGGAGGGAUUAAAUUCUAUUUAAAGUCAAUCAGGCUUCCUUGGAGUAGCUAAGCAUACAGAAUAACAAGUGUUGGAAGGGGACCUUGGAGGUCUUCCAUCCCAACCCCCUGCUUAAGCAGGAGACCCUACACCACUUCAGACAAAUGGUUAGCCAAUCUCUAGCUACCGGUUCUAUAAUAAUAAUAAUAAUAAUAAUAAUAAUAAUAAUAAUAAUAAUAAUAAUAAUAAUAAUAAUAAUAAUAAUAAUAAUAAUAAUAAUAAUAAUAAUAAUGUUUUAAUUUGUAUACCGCCCUUCUCCCGAAGGACUCAGGGCGGUGCACAGGCAAAUAAAAUACAAACAGAAACAUAUACCAUAAUUAAAACAACCCUUAAAAAACUGAUUCAAAUUUGCCAGAAAAUUUAAAAUAACAUUACACCCCAUAAAAAUUACAGAAAUUUAAAACCCACAAUUAAAAUUUAUAGAAUUUAAAAUCAGGCCAGUCCAGCCAAACGGAAUAAAUAGGUUUUAAGUUCGCGGCGCAAGGUCCUAAGGUCAGGUAGUUGUCGAAGCCCGGGGGGGGAAGCUCGUUCCACAGGGUAGGAGCCCCCACAGAGAAGGCCCUCCCCCUGGGGGCCGCCGUGCGUUUGGGUGUGGCUUGGUGGGUGUGGCAGGGGAAGGUUUCUGCAAAAUCCCCAUUUCCUCCCGAUCAGCUGGGACUCGGGAGGCAGAGAAUAGAUGGGGGCAGGGCCAGUCAGAGGUGGUAUUUACCGGUUCUCCAAACUACUCAAAAUUUCCGCUACUGGUUCUCCAGAACUGGUCAGAACCUGCUGAAACCCACCUCCUGCGCUGUCCUAUCUCCCACUGUGCAAUUGGCAAACCAGACACAGGUGCAGUAAGCUAAAAUACUCUCUAUGGUGCAGCGGUAGGAGGUCACCAGCAGUUUUUCAUUCAGUUGUUGUUUCCUGAGAAGUCUCAAGAUAGUAUAAUCUGCAUUAAGUUUCUUGCUUCUUGUCUUGUCUUCUGGUGGUUUGGAAAAUAGUUGACCCCACUUCGUCGUCGUAGGAGCCCCUCAAAGAUUGGAGCACUGCUAUCUUGUCGCCCUUUCACUGGUUGGUUCGAUUCCUUUGUUCUUUUCCUUCCUCUGGUUGGAAGACUUGCGAUUCAUAAUUGGAGCCACUUUGUCCUCUAGCAUAAAGGAGAGAAUCCGCAUUCCUCCGCUGUAUUAACUGCACACCUUCCAGGCUGCAGUUGUAGCCCGCUGUCCCCGAAGCUAAUCUGGGUUCAUCUCGGCAGGACUUCCGUACCAAUACGUUCAAGGUUUACGCUGCCGUUAAGUUUGGCUUCCCUGAAUUAGUUUCUGGAACGUAAAGCCGGUUACCGAGGUGGCUCUUGCAGAAAAUGAACCCACAUCCCACCUCUUUGAGGUUCUGUGGCAGGAUGGCCAAUUUAAAUGGAGAAGGCACUGCCGGUGGUUUUUAAUAUGUUCCCUUACAGCCGCGGAGGGCUUAAAGUUAAUUCCUCAAAUGUUAGAUUGCUUGCCAGUGGUCAGCCCGCCGCCGAAGGAGGUGCUUGUGUCAAGAAAUAUUAAAAUCCCAGCCACUUUUUUCUGCAGUUUAAACCCCCCUGGAUGAGCCCUUGUUACUUAAAAAAAAGGACUGCCAGAGACUUAUUCCUCAUCGGUUUUGCUUUCUGUCUCUCCUGUGGUAUAGAUAUAUAGAUAUAUAUAUAUUCCAAGUUAGCAUUCCACCGAUGGCUGAAACCAUCCGGGUUUUUUUUACUUUUUUUUGCUUUCCUUACAGUUCUUGGAAGAUUUAAUCAAUGGCUUAGCCUCUCGCCUUCAGGGCCCCAGGUAGCAACAGGAUUCUUACAGGAUGGGAAAUCCAAUUUCAAAGCACAUUAUGCUAUUCAAUGGGCCCAACUCGGUGUAAAACACAGGGAUGUAAAUCCAAUGUUGAAGAAAAAAAAGACCCUAACAGAAGAGAAUCUUCGUAGCUGAGGGUUCAACUGCGGGAUGUUGAGUGAUAGAAUAACAGAGUUGGAAGGGACCUUGGAGGUCUUCUAGUCCAACCCUCUGCUUAGGCAGGAAACCCUCUACCACUUGGCCAACGUCUUCUUAAAAACUCGCAGUGUUGGAGCAUUCACAACCUCAGGAGGCAAGUUGUUCCAUUUAUUAAUUGUUCUCACUGUCAGGAAAUUUCUCCUUGGUUCUAAGUUGCUUCUCUCCUUGAUUAGUUUCCACCCAUUGCUUCUUGUUCUACCCUCAGGUGCCCUGGAGAAUAGUUUGACUCCCUCUUCUUUGUGGCAGCCCCUGAGAUAUUGGAAGACUUCUGUCAUGUCUCCCCUAGUCCUUCUUUUCAUCAAACUAGAUAUACCCAGUUCCAGAACUAGACAUACCCAGUUCCGGUACAUAUUAGGUAGAUGAAUAAAACCUCUAGGGAUGUGGUGGCUCAGGGGCUAGGACAUUGAGCUUGUCGAUCGAAAGGUCAGCAGUUCAGCAGUUCGAAUCCCUAGUGCUGCUGUGUAACGGGGUGAGCUCCCACUACUUGUCCCAUCUUCUGCCAACCUAGCAGUUCGAAAGCACGUAAAAAAUGCAAGUAGGAAAAAUAGGGACCACCUUUGGUGGGAAGGUCACAGCAUUCUGUUGCGCCUUUGGCGUUGAGUCAUGCCGGCCACAUGACCACGGAGAUGUCUUCGGACAGCGCUGGCUCUUCGGCUUUGAAACGGAGAUGAGCACCGCCCCCUAGAGUCGGCAACGACUAGCACGUAUGUGCGAGGGGAACGUUUACCUUUACCUAAUUAUUUGGAAUGCCAUAUAGGCCCUUGUCAACAGGUGCACAUAAACCAUGCAAUUGGCUUUUAGCCCUCUGACACCUUUUAUUUUUCUUCGUGCGUCCCCCUGUUUAGCUCUAAAUGACAGCUCCCAUGUCGGCACAGCGUGAAGUUAUUUGAUCAAUUGUUUUCAAACGUGUAAUUGAUCUACCUAAAACUCCGCCAAAGAAUUCUCCAUGCGGGCGUUCCUUUUAAAUUGUUUAAAGAACUGAGCCUUGGGCUCACCGUGCAAGAUGAAAGCGAAGGGAGGUCGUAAGAGCAUUUCAGAUACAGCCCAGGGAAAAGGUUUAUCAUCCGAGGGUGUGUGGGUUUGUCUUUUUUUCCCCCUCCCUUUGUGUGUGUGUGUGUGUGUGUGUGUGUGUUGUGGAGCUAGGCGAAAGAAUAAGAUUGAAGUUGGCAAACUGGGGGGGGAAAAAACGACAUGCACAAUCACGUAUGGUUUGAGAUUUGAUCCUCCUUUCCUUGUAAGCAGUGGUGGGAUUCAAAAAUUUUGUACUACCGGUUCUGUGGGCGUGGCGUGGUGGGCGUGGCGUGGCUUGGUGGGUGUGGCAGGGGAAAGAUACUGCAAAAUCCCCAUUCCCUCCCCACUCCAGGGGAAGGUUACUGCAAAAUCCCCAUUCCCUCCCCACUCCAGGGGAAGAAUACUGCAAAAUCCCCAUUUCCUCCUGAUCAGCUGGGAUUUGGGAGGCAGAAAAUAGAUGGGGGUGGGGCCAGUCAGAAUUUUUACUACCCAGUUCUCCGAACUACUCAAAAUUUCCGCUACCGGUUCUCCAGAACUGGUCAGAACCUGCUGAAACCCACCUUCUGCUUGUAAGCCUUGAAAAUCAGGGUCACCCAGUAGUAAGGUGAACGUUUGAGUAGGUAAAGACUAUUUUUAAUUUCAUUUAUUCCUGUUUGAAGCGUUGCAGUUAAAAUAAGGCAUACUAUAUCGCAGAAAAAAAUAUAAAAAUAACAAGAUUUUUUUAAAAAAACGUGCAAGUUAAAUACAUCUUGCCGAGAGGUGAAGAUGUACAGGUAGUCCUCGACUUAGAACAGUUCAUUUAGUGACCGUUCAAAGUUACAACGGUACCAAAAAAAGUGACUUACGACCAUUUUUUUCACAGUUACAACUCUUGCAGGCGUCCCCCCAGUCCUGUGGUCAAAAUUCAGGCGCUUGGCUGCUGACUCGGAUUUGUGACGGUUGCAGGGUCCCUGGGAUCCCCUUUUGCGACCUUCCGACAAGCAGCGUCAAUGCCAGAUUCACUUAACAACCGUGUUACUCACUUAAUAACAGCAGUGUUUCAUUUAACCACUGUGGCGCGAAAGGCCGUAAAAAUGGGGCAACGUUCACUGAACCGGCGUCUCACUUAGCGACAAAAAUUUGGGGGGGGGUAUCAAUUGAGGUCCUAAGUCGAGGACAACCUGCAUUCACAGAGGAAGAAUUAACAACUGAUUAUCUUUGGAGACGAACCUGUCUCCCCCAGAAAUAAACCCACCGGUCUGAAUGUUAACAUGCAACUAUCAUCACCUCAAGACCUCGUAGCCUUUGACUCACGCCCCCCAUUUUCUACAUGUAGUCCUUGACUUACAACGGUUCAUUUAGUGCAGGGGUCUCCAACCUUGGUCCCUUUAAGACUUGUGGACUUCAACUCCCAGAGUUCCUCAGCCAGCUUUGCUGGCUGAGGGACUCUGGGAGUUGAAGUCCACAAGUCUUAAAGGGACCAAGGUUGGAGACCCCUGAUUCAGUGCCUAGUAGUUACAACGGCAGUGACUUUUUCACACGACCGUCGCAGGUCACGUCAUCAAAAUUGAGACUCUUGGCAACUGAACUCAUAUUUAUGACGGCGGCGGUGUCCCGGGGUCACGUGAUCCUCUUUUGCGACCGUCCAAAGGGAAGCCAGAUUCGCUUAGCAAACCUAACUAACUUAACAACUGCAGGGAAUCACUUAAACAGAUGUGGCAAGAAAGGUCAUUAAAUGAAGCAAAAUUCACUUACUGAAUGUCUCACUUAACAACAAUAUAAUUUUUUGGGGGGGGUCCAUUGUGAUCGUAAGUCGAGGACUACCUGUACAGUUCAAAUGGACUAGCCAUGCCCAGUUCCUGCAACCUUUCAUAUAUUUUAGCCUCCAGUCCUCUAAUCAUCCUGCUCGCUCUUCUCUGCACUCUUUCUAGAGUCUCAACCUCUUUUUUAAUAGUGUGGUGACCAAAACUGGAUGCAGUAUUCUAGGUGUGGUCUUACUAAGGCUUUAUGGAGUGGUAUUAGUACCUCACUUGAUCUUGAUCUUAUCCCUCUGUUAAUUGGAUCUUUUGGCUGCCGCUGCGCACUGCUGCCUCAUAUUUAAUUGGUUGUGCACUAAGAUUCUAAGAUCCCUCUCACAGUUAAGUGGGAAGAUAUGGAGAGCUAAAUCCUGGCUUGAUCAGGGUUAUGAGUAAAAAGUCUUGAUGCUACCUCACAUUCAGAAACCAAACCGAAUAAAACCGCCUCUGCUUGGUGGUACAACUGUUCAAUCCUAAGCGAACCUUCAGGAGAACUACUUUUUGAGGAUUUUUAGAACAUGAGGGACAAUUCAGAUAUUUGAGGGAACACCCCCCUCCCCCCAAUCUGCAAUCUGGCUUGGUUCACUCCAGGGGUGAAAUGCUACCGAUUCCGAUCAGUUCGGGCGAACCGGUAGUAAAAAAAAAAAUGCUACCAGUUUGGACCGAACCGGUAUUUCCGAUGGUCAGCUGGGCGACGAUCAGCUGUGAUGCGCGAUUUGUAUUAGCUAGAAUCAUUAGAUUUCCUGCUUUCUAGCUAAUCUAAAUCACGUGGCACAGCGUAGUCCCCUCCUUCGCUGUCCUACUUACCUUUGCAGACUCGGAAGGCUUCAAAAUUUUCCUUUUUUUAGCGCUGCACGGGUGUGCCUCAGGCGCGCAUAUGCACACUCGGUAGCAGACUCAGAAUCGAUAGCAGACUUCAAAGGAUUUUACCACUGGUUCACUCAAGUACAAACUACAGAUUGGAAUUGUCGUUCCUGAUCUGACGUGUCUGGCGCAUGAUUUAUUUAGGGACACCAAUUGGCACAUGUGCAAAUCGUAGCCAGGGAAAUAACGUUUGAGAUUAUUUUCGGUACCACAUGUAAAAAUGGCAGCCGAAUUAGCGUUACCUGGAAUACAGGUAAUUCCUCGAUUUACAACCAUUCUGAAAGCGGCUGUUUUGAAGUUACAAAAGCGCUAAGGUGACUUACGACCGCUUCCCGUGCUUAUGAACAUCCAGGCGCAUCUUCUCAAUCAUGUCAUCAAAAUUGAGUACCAUUGGUGACUUUCCAAGGCGGCUUCGAAGAAGCGAAGUCAAUGGAAGGGGAAGACUAAUUUGCUUAACCACGACACUGAUUGACUUAACAACAGUGCGGGCAAAAAGAGUCAUAAAAUCAGGCGCCACUCACUGAACAGCCUCCUUGCUUAGCGACAGACAUUUUGCUCCGAAUUGUCGUAAACCGAGAACUACCUGCGUGCUCCCUAUUGGGGAGGCUUUUGAGGAAUUCGCUAAAGGGUAGCUUAGCUUUUAACCUCAGUUAAAUUUAAAUUUAAGAUUUUGGGGUUUCUCAGGGUCACCGAAAUAUGACUUUUUUAAAAAAAAUAAUAAUAAUCCACUCCUUUUUGAAGCUUGUUUGAUAUUGUCACAUUCGCCUGUAUGCAAACGUAGCCAAAUAAACUGAUUGAUAAAUCUU
Ahaetulla prasina is the source of this 9179-nucleotide messenger RNA. It is a transcript of the gene TANGO2, whose product is annotated as transport and golgi organization 2 homolog. The coding region runs from base 212 to 1042 and encodes 276 amino acids. NCBI's taxonomy places the organism in Eukaryota, Metazoa, Chordata, Lepidosauria, Squamata, Colubridae. The transcript is spliced from 9 exons. Gene Ontology annotation, cellular component: Golgi apparatus. The record is from RefSeq and is a predicted model, not a curated record. Gene Ontology annotation, biological process: Golgi organization; protein secretion.